Hemibagrus wyckioides is the source of this 2739-nucleotide messenger RNA. It is a transcript of the gene gatb, whose product is annotated as glutamyl-tRNA(Gln) amidotransferase, subunit B. The transcript has 13 exons. The record is from RefSeq and is a predicted model, not a curated record. Gene Ontology annotation, molecular function: glutaminyl-tRNA synthase (glutamine-hydrolyzing) activity. Lineage: Eukaryota; Metazoa; Chordata; Actinopteri; Siluriformes; Bagridae. The coding region runs from base 27 to 1679 and encodes 550 amino acids. Gene Ontology annotation, biological process: glutaminyl-tRNAGln biosynthesis via transamidation; mitochondrial translation.
ACAAUGCCCGGAUUCCCAACACAAACAUGGCGGCGUCCUGUUCGGGACACAGCGCUAUGCUGCACAAAUGUGUUCGGUUUAAAAGUCUGUGUAAUGUCCAUCUGUGUAGCGGUGUGUUUAUCAGGAGGAUAUGGACAUCUAGGUCUAAAUGCCAGCUUCAACCCAAACUACAGAGUAAAAGCUCUCCUCAGAUGGUGGGUGUGGUUGCCUUGGAGAUCCACGCGCAGAUUCAGGCCACAUCAAAGCUGUUCUCGAGCUCACGUGUUGGAUUCUCGGCCCCGCCCAAUUCACACGUGUCCUUCUUCGAUGCCUCGCUUCCUGGAACGCUUCCGGUUCUGAACAGGAGGUGUGUAGAGGCGGCUGUAAUGACCGGUCUCGCUCUCAACUGCAAAAUCAACACAAAGUCUCUUUUCGACAGAAAGCACUACUUUUACUCCGAUCUGCCCGCAGGUUAUCAGAUCACUCAGCAGCGACUGCCCAUUGCGGUGAGCGGAUCUCUAAGCUACAGUUAUUUAGGUGGGAAGAAGAGGAGUGAGGUGAUGAUGAAGAGCGUGAGAGUGAGACAGAUCCAGCUGGAGCAGGACAGCGGUAAAAGUCUCCAUGAUGACCAGAGGAGCCGAACACUCAUUGACCUCAACCGUGCCGGUGUGGGUCUGAUGGAGGUGGUGAUGGAGCCUGAUAUGUGUUGUGGUGAAGAAGCUGCAGCUGCAGUGCGAGAGCUUCAGCUCAUCCUACAGACACUCGGAACCUGCCAGGGAAACAUGGCGGAGGGACAGCUGCGAGUGGACGCUAACGUAUCUGUCCAUCAUCCCGGAGAGCCGCUUGGCAUUCGCACUGAAGUGAAGAACAUCAACAGCGCUCGCUUUGUUGCCAGGGCGAUCGAUUAUGAGAUCCAGAGGCAGUUUGAGGUUCUGGAGAGUGGAGGAACGGUUCUGAAUGAGACGAGAUCUUUUGACAGCAAAACCGGAACGACAGUGCCAAUGAGAGAUAAAGAAGGUCUGCAGGACUACAGGUUCAUGCCAGAGCCCAAUCUUCCUCCUCUUUUCGUUUAUGAGGGCGUGGCCUCGGUGCCAGAUGGCAUUGACCCCGCCCAGGCGGUGGUGAUUGACAGAUUAAAGGCCCAGUUACCUGAGCUGCCCGGAGUGAAGAGGACAAGACUAAUGGAGGAGUACGGCAUCCUGCCAGAGCACAGCUUCACUCUGGUGAACGAAAACGGACUGAUGGAGUUUUUCGAGCGCGUCGUCCAGAAGACUAAAACGGAACCGAGGAAGCUGAUUGGCUGGGUGAUAAAGGAGCUGAUUGGGAACCUGAACCUGCAAAACCUCAAGGUUACACAGAGCCCUGUGUCUCCCGAGGCUCUGGCACAACUGCUGAAUCUGCUCGAAUCUGGUUUCAUCUCGUCCUCGGCCGCUAAAGUGGUUUUCCAGGAAAUGUGGAAGGCUCCAGAAAAGGGUGUGGAGCAGCUGGUGAAGGAACUGGAUUUAGAGCUCAUCAGUGAUCGAGAGGAACUCGUAAAGAUCUGCCAGAGAGUGCUGGAAGCUCAUCCUGAUCUGGUGCAGGUGAUCCGAGGGGGCAAUAAGAAGGUGCUGAAUAAGCUGAUGGGUUCCGUUCAGAAGGAAUCUAAAGGUCGAGCCGAUCCGGUCCAGCUCAGGAAGAUCCUGGAGGAAAUGACAUCAUGAUUAAAAUCCAGAGCUCUUCAGUACGAGCUUGAACUGAUAACUGACACGAUCAAACCUGGAAGAGUUCGGUGUUUUUCAUGCUGAAGAGCCUCAUUAAAGCCUCAGUGAUGAAGUGACCAGUGCACUGAUGUGGAGAAGAGCAGAGAAACACAUUAACCUGAAGUUACCUGCAGCCAGAGAUUAGCACAUCCACCACAAUUCAUCAUCUGGCCUUAUUAUCUACAUCUUCCUGCUUGUUUCAGCCCAUGCUCCUACUGAAUCUGUCAACAGAAAUCUAUUCAUCUGUAUAAAAGUCUUUAAUGAGGUCAUGUGAUAAUGAGCGUAUUGAUAUUUAAAUGGAGAUCGAAGUGAAGCACCUGUUUGCUCGUCUUCUUUUUUUAUUAUUCUCGUGUCAGUGAUUAACUCCUGACCUUUUACCACCUCUUAAUGCCUCAUAAUUAAGCAAUUAGUGCGCCUGUAUUUGUACAGUGUUCAUGACGUUAUGAAGGGAAAGAGAAUUAGAAGAAGUGAAGACGUGAGCUUUAAGUGCUAACUUUAUAAAUAUAGAUUCUUAAUAGCUUUUUAUUUCAUAUAUAUAUAUAUAUAUAUAUAUAUAUAAUAUAUCCGACCAGUGUCAGGUGAAGUGAAUCAGACUGAGUAUCUCCUCAUCAUGGCACCUGUUAGUGGGUGGGAUAUAUUAGGCAGCAGGUGAACAUUUUGUCCUCAAAGUUGAUGUUAGAAGCAGGAAAAAUGGACAAGCGUAAGGAUUUGAGCUUUGAGUUUGAUGAAGGGACAAAUUGUGAAGGCUAGACCACUGGAUCAGAACAUCUCCAAAACUGCAGCUCUUGUGGGGUGUUCCCGGUCUGCAGUGGUCAGUAUCUAACAAAAGUGGUCCAAGGAAGGAACAGUGGUGAACCGGAGACAGGGUCAUGGGCGGUCAAGGCUCAUUGAUGGACAUUAGACAGGUGGUCAUAAUGUUAUACCCGAUCAGUGUGUGUAUAUAUAUAUAUAACUAUAACUAUAUAUAUAACUAUAUAUAUAUAUAUAUAUAUAGUUUAACAGGACAUAUUGUAAAAAAAUA